Molecule: messenger RNA, 1410 nt
Organism: Nipponia nippon (crested ibis)
Lineage: Eukaryota; Metazoa; Chordata; Aves; Pelecaniformes; Threskiornithidae
Source: RefSeq, a predicted model, not a curated record
AUGAAAAAAGUAACCCACAGUUUCUUCUUACUGAUCAUCCUUCUAAUUAGAAUGGUUCCAAGUCUUUCUUCUACUGUAAAUUAUACUGAUCCUACAUUAGAGCCUGUAGUAACUGAAAAUUCAGUCAUACGACAGAAGAUAAUAGAUUCGCAGUUCAAAUGCUAUGAGAGGAUGAACAGAGCUCCUCCGUAUAAGAAAAAAGGUCUGUUCUGCAACCGAACCUGGGACGGCUGGUUGUGCUGGGAUGACACGCCUGCUGGAAGAGUCACUGCUCAGAAUUGUCCGGAUUAUUUUCCAGACUUUGAUCCAACUGAGAGGGCUUCAAAAUACUGUGAUGAAACUGGAAACUGGUUCCGCCAUCCUGAGAGCAACCGAACUUGGUCCAACUAUACCCUUUGCAACUCUUUCACCUCUGAAAAAUUGAAGAUGGCGUUCAUACUUUAUUAUAUGGCGAUCGUUGGCCAUGCUUUGUCUAUAACAUCCCUGUUGAUUUCCUUGGCAAUUUUCUUCUAUUUCAAGAGCCUCAGCUGUCAAAGGAUAACACUGCAUAAGAAUUUGUUUUUUUCUUACGUGCUGAACUCUGUGUUUACAAUUGCCCACCUCAUCGCUGUUGUGCCUAACCCGGGCCUUGUAAAAAGGGAUCCUGUAAGCUGCAAGGUGCUGCAGUUCUUUCAUCAGUACAUGUUGGGCUGCAACUACUUCUGGAUGCUCUGUGAAGGCAUUUAUCUUCACACGUUGAUUGUGGUAGCAGUGUUUGCUGAAGAGCAGCGCUUGCACUGGUAUUACCUCUUGGGCUGGGGGUUCCCUUUAGUGCCAGCAUCUAUUCAUGCUGUUGCAAGAGCCAGAUACUUCAAUGACAACUGCUGGAUGAGUGUUGACACGCACUUGCUCUAUAUUGUUCAUGGACCUGUAAUGGCAGCUUUAUUGGUCAAUUUUUUCUUUUUGCUUAACAUUGUCCGAGUUUUGGUGACAAAGCUAAGAGAUACCCACCGUGCGGAGUCCAACAUGUAUAUGAAAGCUGUCAGAGCCACUUUAAUCCUGGUGCCCUUACUAGGAAUUCAGUUUGUUAUUAUUCCCUGGAGACCAGAAAACCGACUUGCUGGAGAAAUAUACGAUUACAUCAUGCAUAUAUUAAUGCAUUACCAGGGCUUACUUGUGGCAACUAUAUUCUGUUUCUUCAAUGGCGAGGUACAAGGAGCUUUGAAGAGGCAAUGGACACAGUACAAAACCCAGUGGGGCCAAAGGCGCCGAGAGCACUGUUCCACACGAUCUACCUCCUACACUGCAACGUCUAUCACAGAGGUCCCCGUUUACCUGUACCAUCAUGAUUCCAACAACGAACAGUUAAAUGGAAGAUAUGCAGAGGACUCGGAGCUCGUUGCAUUAAAAUCUGGAGAGACAUCUGCCUAG